This is a messenger RNA of Trypanosoma cruzi, 1378 nucleotides long. RefSeq names its product retrotransposon hot spot (RHS) protein, putative. The annotation marks the transcript as partial. The transcript has a single exon. Lineage: Eukaryota; Euglenozoa; Kinetoplastea; Trypanosomatida; Trypanosomatidae. The record is from RefSeq and is a predicted model, not a curated record.
AUGUGGCGGUGUUGUGGUCGAUUGCACGUUGCGUUGCUGCGGAGGCGGUGGGCCUUGACUGUUUCACCGACAGGCGUUGCAGUGCGGCUGCAUGGCGUACCGACCACCCCGCCAUGCGAGUGCCGCGCCCAACGCCAUUGGGACUGCGGGACGAAACAGCCGCGAGUGUCCUUUGGGGCCAGCGGCACCUGCUGGCUGCAGUUGGGUGGUGCGAGUGGGAUGCUUCACCACACGGGUGUUGUGAUGGCGCCUCGAAGCGGCAUCCCCGGCGAUGGUUCCGACGCUGCAACUCGCAGAGGAGUGGAGGCGCAGCAACCAAAGUGGACCAUGAGCAGCAGCGUAGAGGACAUUCUGCUGGAGGGAGAAACUCUCAGCACCGACAUGAAGCUGAAUGAUUUCCUUCGGAAUUAUGUUGGCGGCAGGGCGACCGUUGAUGAAGACCAAAACGUGACGAUGCAGGUGUUUGUUCAGGAGCCGGAUGCUUACGUACAAAACCAGCGGCUUCUUAGAAUUAUUUUUAAUUUAACAGAGUACCAAGAGCUGAAGGAAAGGAAAAUUCUAUUGGAGGAUAUUAAUAAGCUUCAUCACGAGAGUGUGUUUUCGAUUGAACAAUGGAGAGACUAUGAAGUAAAGGACACGAUCACUUCUCUUGCAAGGGGAAAACUAAACAGAGUACUCACUCAGGUACAGACAGCAGAAAGGCGUGAGGCAGAGGAAAGGUUAAGACGAGCGCAAGAAAUGAAAUUUACCAUUUCCACUAAUAUCGAAGACGUACUGUUUAAAGGAAGAGUUCGCGUCAAUGAAAUGAAGCUGAACGAUUUUCUUACGAAGGAACUGGAUGGCAGGGGCGUUGUGGACAAAAAUCGGAGUGUUUUGCUGAAGGAGUUUUUCAAGGAUCCCAAGAAAUAUAUCCGUGAUAAAGGAGCAUUGAAAGAAAUACAGGCAUCAGAUGCUUAUUUGAGGGCCGUGAGGGCUUUACGGGAGGAAAUAGAUAUGGAAGAAGAUUUAAUAAAGCUCCAUUAUAAUCAUUUAAGCACUCUAUUUGGGUGGUCAUUAGCUACUGCAGAGAUAAAAGCAAGUGUUCAUGAAAUCACUAGAAGUUUUUUGGAUGCAGCCCUUGAGGAGGUGAGGAACCCAACGACGACGGGCGCAUCGGAGAAACUGGAGGGGUACUACGAGUCUGUGUACAAUGCGAGGUGGAGCCAUGUUGUGGAACUUCCUGACAGCAAAAAAAAGAAAAAGGGGAUGGGAAUGGAGGUGCAUGAGGGGAAACCGAAAAAGUCAUGGACUUACAAGAAAGUUGGCGACACCCUCGAAAGGAAUGACGGUGUGCAGAAAUCCGGUGCAGCGCGUCCCAGACUGAUGGUGCUCACCUCGG